Messenger RNA from Fraxinus pennsylvanica, 738 nucleotides. Lineage: Eukaryota; Viridiplantae; Streptophyta; Magnoliopsida; Lamiales; Oleaceae. The record is from the annotation of a GenBank genome assembly.
AUGGACUUGCCAUUUCUGAAUGCAUAUUUGGAAGCUAUUGGGGCACCGAGUUUUAGAAAAGGAUGCAACUUUGCAGCUGCAGGUUCUACCAUACUUCCAGCUACUGCAUCUUCUGUUAGCCCUUUUUCAUUUGGGAUUCAAGUGGCUCAAUUUUUCAGAUUCAAGGCUCAAGUUCAAGAACUUCAGGCUAAAACAAGCAAAUAUGACAAGUACAUUCCACCUCAGGAUUAUUUUCAGAAGGGGCUUUACAUGUUUGAUAUAGGCCAGAAUGAUCUGGCAGGAGCUUUCUAUUCUAAAACUUUUGAUCAAAUUCUAGCUUCAAUUCCAUCAAUUUUAUUGGAAUUUGAAGAUGGCAUCAAGAAAUUAUACGACCAACAGGCAAGAAAUUUUUGGAUUCACAACACAGGUCCCCUUGGUUGUUUGCCACAGAAUGUUGCCAAAUUUGGAAAUGAUCCAUCAAAGCUUGAUGAACUUGGAUGUCCCAUAACGGCAUGCUGUGGAUAUGGAGGUCCACCUUUGAACUAUGACAGUAGAAUUGGCUGUGGACAAACAAAGGUUUUGAAUGGAAGUUCAGUGACAGCCAAAGGUUGUAAUGACAGCACAGAAUAUUUGAAUUGGGAUGGGAUUCACUACACUGAGGCCGCAAAUCAGUAUGUUGCAUCACAGAUUCUCACUGGAAAAUACUCUGAUCCAUCAUUUACAGACAAUCUGCCUUUCCUUUUAAAACUUAAAUUCUAA